This is a messenger RNA of Strongyloides ratti, 3417 nucleotides long. RefSeq names its product MAP/microtubule affinity-regulating kinase 3. Bases 1 to 3417 code for a protein of 1138 amino acids. Gene Ontology annotation, molecular function: ATP binding; tau-protein kinase activity; protein serine/threonine kinase activity. The transcript is spliced from 2 exons. Gene Ontology annotation, biological process: microtubule cytoskeleton organization; intracellular signal transduction; protein phosphorylation. Lineage: Eukaryota; Metazoa; Nematoda; Chromadorea; Rhabditida; Strongyloididae. Gene Ontology annotation, cellular component: cytoplasm. The record is from RefSeq and is a predicted model, not a curated record.
AUGAGCGGCUCUAGUGCACAUUCACAUUAUAAACAACAGACUAAAAGUACUGAUUCAUGUUCUUCUUCAUCUGAUGCACCACCGUCAUCUAACAAAGGUGUUUCACCAACAUUAUCAGAAUCUAAUAAUACUAAUGUAUCUCCAACAUCAAAUUGUUCCUCUUCUACAACUACAACGACUACUAAUGGUAUAAAUACUUCUUCAAAUAAUUCACAAGUCUCACCAACUGAUAAAACUCCUAAUAGUUCAAGUAAACCAUCAAAUACAGGGAAAGUUUUACCAUCUGAUACUCCAGUUUCAGUUCCUCCUCAGAUUGCAGUUCCACCAAUGAUGAGGAUAAAUCCAUUCUCUAAUGUAAGUCAUACAUCUUCAAGAGAAGGUCAUGUACCAAUUCCUGCUUUAACAACAAUAACAUCAACAGCUAAUGGUCCACAGUCUAGUGAUAAAAUUUUAUCAUCAAGAUAUAAUUAUCCUGUAACAUCAGGCCAUUCAUCUUCACAUCAUCAGUCACCAGCAACAGGAGGAGGUGUAUCUUCUACCUCAAGACAUCAUGGAAGUAGUAGUUCAAGAAGGAAUGCACCAAGAAAUGAUGAUCCUCAUAUUGGUAAGUAUAAACUUUUAAAAACAAUUGGAAAAGGAAAUUUUGCUAAAGUAAAAUUAGCUAAACAUAUGCCUACAGGGCAAGAAGUUGCAAUAAAAAUUAUUGAUAAAUCUUCUAUGAAUUCAACAUCAAUCCAAAAAUUGUAUAGAGAAGUUAGGAUCAUGAAACAAUUAGACCAUCCAAAUAUUGUAAAACUUUAUCAAGUUAUGGAGACAGAAACAACAUUAUAUCUUGUCAUGGAAUUUGCUUCAGGUGGUGAAGUAUUUGAUUAUCUUGUGGCACAUGGAAGAAUGAAAGAAAAAGAAGCUAGAGCUAAAUUUAGACAAAUAGUUAGUGCUGUUCAAUAUCUUCAUUCUAAAAAUAUAAUUCAUCGUGAUUUAAAAGCAGAAAAUCUUUUAUUAGAUGCUGAUAUGAAUAUUAAAAUUGCCGAUUUUGGAUUUUCAAAUACUUUUUCAAUUGGAGCAAAACUUGAUACAUUUUGUGGUUCUCCUCCUUAUGCAGCACCAGAAUUAUUUCAGGGUAAAAAAUAUGAUGGUCCUGAAGUUGAUGUUUGGUCAUUGGGUGUAAUAUUGUAUACUUUAGUUUCAGGAUCAUUACCAUUUGAUGGGCAAAAUCUUAAAGAAUUAAGAGAACGUGUAUUAAGAGGAAAAUAUAGAAUCCCUUUUUAUAUGUCUACAGAUUGUGAGAAUCUCUUAAAAAAAUUUUUAGUUUUAAAUCCUGUUAGAAGAUCAACAUUAGAAGCAAUUAUGCAAGACCGGUGGAUGAAUUUAGGAUAUGAAGACAAUGAAUUGGUACCUUAUUUAGAACCACCUAAAGAUCAAAAAGAUGAUGUAAGAAUUAAUAAACUUAUAAGAGCUGGUUGUAAUCCAGAAGCAAUACAUAGAAGCAUAGACAAUGAAAUGUUUGAUGAUUUACAUGCAACAUAUCUUCUUAUGAGAGAUAGAAAAAAUGAUCUUGAAAAUGGUUACAUGCUUCUUAAUGGUAUGAAUGUUCCAUCUUCAACAGAUAUUUUAAAUUCAUCUUUACCUGUUGGUGGAAAUCAAGUAAAAUCAUCUUUUACUUCAAAUCAUAGAUCAAUCUCAGCUCAAGUUGCGGCAAAUACAAAAGGAAGUAGGAGGUCUUCACAAGGUGAUCAAGGUGUUCAUGGAAUAGGAGAGAAACAUACAGGAUCUUCAUCAGCUAGAACUCCUGCUUCAUCUAUUACCAGUGGGGUAACAUUAAGGUCUGGAGCACAAUCCAGUCGACAACCCGCAUUAUCACAUCAACCUGGUACGCAAAUAUCUAACAAUGCACAUAUUCCAACACUUUAUACUUCAAAUCAUCCUGUACCAAUACAAGGAACUUCUGGAAUUAGAGGUGUCAAUACAAUUACUGGAGCUAUAUCUGGAAGGAAAGGGCAAACUACAGGACGGGUUCCAUUGCCAAAUCUUGGGUUAUCUGGAAGGCCUAUACAGGUAAGGCAUUCUAUUCAAAGUAGUGGUGCUAAUGAUGUUAAGCCAUCUGGAUCAACGCGUGCUUCUCCUUUUACUGCAACACCACAAAUGCAAACGUCUGCUGCUAUUGCAGCAGUAACUGCAUCUAAAAAUUCUUUCUCUGGAAUUGUUAAGCCACAAAUGGCAAUAACUAGUAAUUCAAAUAACUUAAUACCUCUUCAAAAAAGUGGUUCUGUUUCACAUACACCAAAAGAACCUUCUAUAAAAGAGGAUGAAGAUGAAAAUUUUGACACUUCUAUAGGUGGAAUAAAUUCUUCCGAAAAGACACCUGAAGUAUCUUCUAAAAGAACCUCUUCAAAUGUAGAGGGAGGAACAGGAUAUACUUCUAAUAUAACUCCUGCCUCUGGUGGUGAAAGACACGGGUUACAUCAAUCUCCUUCUAUGCCUCCAUCAAUGAUGUCAAUGAUGAAAAAUCUAAUUGUUACUGAAAAUGACAAACAAGUUGUCGAUUCAAAAAUGGUUAAAUCAGCUACUGGAGCUCCUAUAUCUGCAAUAGGAACAUCAAAUAUUACACCUAGUACUCCAGUUGGUGUAGCAACUGCUUUUCCAAGAAAUACAAGAAAUCGACAGACAUUCCAUGGUAAAACUGAUUUACAUAAAACUUCUGGAACUCCAAGUAAUUGCGGUGAUAUUGAUGAAAGUGAACAUCCUUCUCCUCAAAAUUCAAUAACAACAUCAAAUACUAGUAGAUUAAGGUUUUUUGAUAAACUUCCUAAACCAUUUCAAAAGAAAAGACCAGGAACAAUAGUUGGUGGAAGUUCUGAAGCAAAUCAAGCUAUUGCUGAAGCAGCAGCUUUAAAUAAAAUGUCUGGAAUAUCCCCGAAAAUCUCAACUUCUUCUACAACAUCUGGAACAACUGACAAUGUAGUUCAAAGAAGUGGAACAAUUGGACCUACCAGUGGAGCUAUAAUUGCUAAAGAACUUCAACAACAGGGAUUUACAAGUGCUCCACAUACUCCUGGAAAUAAUGCUCCAGGUAGUGGCGCUUCUUCAACAAGCAAUGAACAUGAUGAUGUUAAACCUAGAUCAUUAAGGUUUACUUGGAGUAUGAAAACCACUUCUGCUCUAGCUCCUGAUGUUAUUAUGGCAGAAAUUCGUAAAGUUCUUGAUCAUAAUCAGUGUAGUUAUGAACAAAAAGAACGCUAUCUUUUGCUGUGUAUGCAUGGAGAUCCAAAUUCAGAUUCUUUAGUGCAAUGGGAAAUGGAGGUAUGUAAAUUACCAAGACUAAGCUUAAAUGGUGUAAGAUUUAAAAGAAUGAGUGGAACAUCAAUUGGCUUCAAAAAUAUAGCCAGUAAGAUAGCGCAAGAAUUAAAUUUGAAUUAA